Messenger RNA from Penaeus monodon (black tiger shrimp), 879 nucleotides. RefSeq names its product transcription factor Sp5-like. Lineage: Eukaryota; Metazoa; Arthropoda; Malacostraca; Decapoda; Penaeidae. Gene Ontology annotation, biological process: regulation of transcription by RNA polymerase II. Gene Ontology annotation, molecular function: RNA polymerase II cis-regulatory region sequence-specific DNA binding; DNA-binding transcription factor activity, RNA polymerase II-specific. Bases 7 to 879 code for a protein of 290 amino acids. The record is from RefSeq and is a predicted model, not a curated record. The transcript has a single exon.
CCCAGCAUGACUCCUUCUGGCGUCCAUGGCCAUUUUGCCAGCGUUUCGCCGCCUAAUUUGUACAGCGGCGUCAGGGAGCUUCCCUACCCGUACCUGCAGCACCGCUACAGCGCCCUUGCCAACGCUGUUACACCACCCACGCUCUCCCCUCCGCCCGAAAAAACCAUCACGCCCACGAGGGAAGCGCACACAUCGCUCUGGUGGAGUUCAACUGCUUAUAACACGCCGACUUCUCACGCCACUUAUAAUUAUCCAUUCCAUCUUUAUCAGCAGCACGCCAGUCUCGCUGAACCUUCGGUGGGCCAAGGCAACCCAACCCUGAAUCUGCAGCAAGCAAACGCUUUCGCACAAGGUAUCCUUCUCCAGCAAAGGCGCAUCGCUUCUACUCUCAACAGGUCUGUCGGUUCUCGACGUUGUCGACGAUGCCGCUGUCCCAACUGCCACUACACCUCACGAAAUACUACAGGCGCCAAGAAGAAGAAUCACAUCUGCCAUGUCCCGGGAUGUGGCAAGCUCUAUGCCAAAACGUCCCACCUGAAGGCACAUCUACUUUCACACACCGGAGAGCGGCCUUUCGCGUGUCACUGGAUGUACUGCGACAAGGCGUUCACUCGCUCCGAUGAACUCCAACGUCACCUCAGAACGCACACGGGUGAAAAACGUUUCCAGUGUAAACAGUGUGGAAAACGUUUCAUGCGAUCUGAUCACUACAACAAACACGUCAUCACUCACGACAGCCGACGCGCCCGUGUUGUUCCUGCUUCUCCAGCCGAAGGCGACGAUGUCGAUGUUGAUUGUAAUGAUAUUGCUAAUAAUUAUAGCGGGGACUUUCACUCAUUCGCAUUGCCAGAUUCACCCGUAUCUGAAGUAGAUUUGUAG